AUCUUCUGCUUUCCGCUCAACCACCAAUGAUUGUACUUUUGACAGCGCGGUAGCUAGCUUCACUUCUCAGCGUUGCUCUGACUGACCUCCGCUCCCAAGAUGGCUGGUGUUCGAGCCCUUGGUGUUCUCUCCAAAUUUACAUCAAGGAGAUACGCUCUCUUCACAGGCAGUACUUUCCGCACUUUCUCAGUAGCUCCUGCAAUGCUGGCCCGAACCCAUGUGAACUAUGAAGUCAAGGGCGAUGUUGCUGUUGUGCGGAUCAACGACCCAACCUCCAAGGUGAACACGCUGUCAGUCCAGAUGCAAACAGAGAUGGCAGAAGUCAUGAAUGAAGUGUGGGCAAACAACGCUGUUCAAAGUGCUGUUCUCAUCUCCUCAAAGCCGGGAUGCUUCAUUGCAGGAGCUGAUAUUAAUAUGAUCCAGGCCUGCAACAAUGCAGAAGAGGUCACCAAACUUUCUCAGGAGGGGCAAAAGAUGUUCGAAAAGAUUGAAAAAUCUCCCAAGCCCAUUGUUGCUGCUAUCAAUGGCUCUUGCUUAGGAGGAGGCUUAGAGUUUGCCAUCGCCUGCCAGUACAGAAUUGCAACAAAGAGCAAGAAAACUGUUCUUGGUACUCCUGAAGUAAUGCUGGGUCUUCUACCUGGAGCUGGUGGUACUCAGAGACUCCCCAAAAUGGUUGGUUUACCCAGUGCCUUUGACAUGAUGCUCACAGGAAGAAAUAUCCGAGCAGAUAAAGCCAAGAAGAUGGGGCUUGUCGACCAACUUGUUGACCCUCUAGGACCUGGCCUGAAGAGUCCAGAAGAAAGAACAAUAGACUACCUGGAGGAAGUUGCCAUCGAAUAUGCCAAAGGGAUCGUCAAUAAGAAGAUCCCUCUCCGCAAAGAGAAAGGCACAAUGCAGAAAAUUCAAGACUACAUUAUGAGCUUUGAGCUCGUACGGAAUCAAAUUUACAAAACUGUCCAUGGUAAAGUUAUGAAGCAGAGCAAGGGACUUUAUCCAGCACCCCUGAAAAUCAUUGAAUGUGUGAAGACUGGAGUAGAACAAGGCCCCACUGCAGGAUACUUAGCUGAGUCUCAGAAUUUUGGUCAGUUGGCAAAAACCCCAGAGUCUGCAGCCCUGAUCGGUCUCUAUCAUGGUCAAGUUGCAUGCAAGAAGAACCGCUUUGGAACUCCUCAAAGAGAAGUGAAGACUCUUGCCAUCUUGGGAGCAGGUCUGAUGGGAGCAGGUAUCGCCCAGGUCACUGUGGACAAAGGUGUGCACACAGUCCUGAAGGACACCACUCUGACUGGACUGAGCAGGGGAGAACAGCAGGUUUACAAAGGGCUCAACGACAAGACCAAAAAGAAGAACAUCACGUCAUUUCAGAGAGACUCCAUACUUUCCAACUUGACAGGGCAGUUGGAUUACAGUGGAUUUGAAAAUGCCGACAUGGUUAUUGAAGCUGUGUUUGAAGACAUUAACAUCAAGCAUGCAGUCAUUAAGGAGGUGGAGGCUGUGGUUUCCCCUCACUGCAUAUUUGCCAGCAACACAUCUGCUCUGCCCAUCAAGGAUAUUGCUGCUGCCAGCAAGAGACCAGACAAGGUGAUUGGAAUGCAUUACUUCUCUCCAGUGGACAAGAUGCAGCUCCUUGAGAUUAUAACCACUGAACAGACGUCAAAGGACACUACAGCCUCUGCUGUGGCAGUUGGCCUGAAGCAAGGCAAAGUCAUCAUAGUCGUUGGGGAUGGACCUGGAUUCUAUACAACAAGGUGUCUGGCUCCCAUGUUGGCUGAAGCAGUACGAGUACUUCAGGAAGGAACUGACCCCAAGAAGUUAGAUGCACUCACCACAGGCUUUGGGUUCCCUGUGGGUGCAGCGACACUGGCUGAUGAAGUUGGAAUUGACGUCGCCGCUCACGUCGCAGAGGACCUUGGCAAGGCUUUCGGCUCCCGCUUUGGUGGAGGAAAUGUGGAGGUCCUGAAGACCAUGGUGGACCUGGGAUUCAAGGGUCGCAAAUCAGGAAAGGGUUGCUACGUCUACCAGCCAGGGCUUAAGGUUAAAGAGGUCAACCCAGAGAUUGGCGAAAUCCUUGAGAAAUACAAGAUGACACCAAAUCCUGCCGUCUCAUCAGACUCCGAUGUGCAGUACAGACUAGUUUCCAGAUUCGUCAAUGAGGCUGUGCUGUGUUUGCAAGAGGGCAUUUUGAACGGUCCUUUGGAAGGAGACAUUGGGGCUGUGUUUGGCCUGGGAUUCCCUCCCUGCCUUGGAGGACCUUUCCGUUUCGUGGACACCCUCGGUGCAGACAAGCUGGUGGAGAAGAUGAGGCGGUUUGAAGCCGUCUACGGGAAUCAGUUCACACCAUGCCAGCUCCUACUGGAUCAUGCAAAAGAUUCUAGCAAGAAAUUUCACAAGUGACCGACCCACCAUGUGUGCCAGUAGCUUAUAACAGAACUCCAGCCUACCGCAAGAAUGUGCCUAACAUUUAUAUCAUGAGUGAGGGCAAACCUACUGAAAAUGCGCUCAGUUGACAGUUUAUUUGGUGCACAGUGCUAAAACUAAUGCUGUCUAAUACAACAGUAUUGGUGAUCUACUUUCAUAAAGAUUAUAAUAUGCAGUUUAUGUCAAAACCUCAUUGGAGAACUUUUAUAUUAGACGGAAUUAGUUUUAGCGAGGUGUACCUAAUUAUUCAAAUAUUUCUAUUGAUUUCACAUAUGUUAUACAAUCACAAUAGUACGAAAAUAAGAUAAACAAAUUAUUGCUAGGCAUCACAAACCAUAAGGGAAAUACCACUUCCAUACAGUAAAUUGGUACGUAAAUAAUACAUAAAUAAAAGAAAAAUAGAAAUGUUGAAUAACUAGGUGCACCUAAUAACCUAGCAACUGCGUGCAUGAGGUCAGCAGAAAUGGAUGUUGGGUUUUUUUGUACUUUAACAUUAUUGAUUUACCUGAUAAUGUAUAGAUUGAAGGGUAGAUGGAGGCUAAUUAUUCACUCAUUGCGGAUGUAAAGAUACUGUAGAGACAGAACAAUUUAAGUAUUUUCCAGCUGGCAAAUGAAUUCUUCAUUACUGAUGAAUGUCUACCACUGUGUCUUUUCUUUUUUUCUUUUGUACAUUAAAGACUGUGGGGCCUGGUUUGAGCAAUGGUGUAAAUGUGAAGCCUGAAUAAAAUUUUGUUAUUGAAUCAAAA
Molecule: messenger RNA, 3161 nt
Organism: Dicentrarchus labrax (European seabass)
Lineage: Eukaryota; Metazoa; Chordata; Actinopteri; Moronidae
Gene: hadhab
Product: hydroxyacyl-CoA dehydrogenase trifunctional multienzyme complex subunit alpha b
Exons: 20
Coding region: 100-2391 (763 amino acids)
Biological process (GO): fatty acid beta-oxidation
Cellular component (GO): mitochondrial fatty acid beta-oxidation multienzyme complex; mitochondrion
Molecular function (GO): enoyl-CoA hydratase activity; long-chain (3S)-3-hydroxyacyl-CoA dehydrogenase (NAD+) activity; NAD+ binding
Source: RefSeq, a predicted model, not a curated record